AUGAAAAUCUUGAGCUGGAAUGCACGGGGUUUGGGGAACCCGAGUGCGUUCAGACAUCUUAGGUUGCUUGUUCAACAGCAAUCUCCCCAUGUUUUGUUUCUUAUGGAAACAAAACUCGGUGCUAACUCCAUUACGCGUCUCCGUCAAUCUUUACAUUAUCCUAAUGGCCUUGAAUCUCCAAGAGUGGGGCUUAGCGGUGGACUCAUGCUCUUGUGGUCUGAAGAUGUUGAUGUUAAUUUGCUGAACUUUGGUCCUACUUUUUUUGAUUGCUAUAUGGUGUUCAAAGGCUGUCCAAGUUUUCAUUUUACGGGUUUUUACGGGGCUCCAGAUGUUGCUAAUCGGUCUACUUCUUGGACUCUUUUUAAAAGAUUUGGAGAUGUUGCUCCACUUCAACCUUGGCUUGCUAUUGGCGACUUCAACGAAAUUCUCUCAAACAAUGACAAGUUCGGUGGUGCUCUUCGACCAGAAUCUCAAAUGGAAGCAUUCCGAACAACUUUGGAUAAAUGUUCUUUGCAUGAGGUUCCUUAUAUAGGUGAUCAUUACACUUGGAUUAAGAACCGUAGGGCCUUAGACACAAUCAAAGAGCGUUUGGACUGGUGUUUUAUUAAUAAUCAUUGGGAGUCUUUUUUCCACUCGUCUACGGUUGAACAUCUCGAUUAUUACCACUCGGACCACCGUGCGAUUGUUGCAUCCUUUUCUUUUGGCCCCACUGCUGAUAAUACUGCUAGAAGUAAGAGCCGAUUCCGCUUUGAGAAAUUAUGGUUAGGCGAUCCCGAAAGCGCCGAAAUCAUUUCUCAAAACCGGUUAGAUUCCCUCUCUAUUGACCCGAUUCCGCUUGUCAUUACCAACCCGGAUUCGUGUGCUAAAAACCGCAAUCAUGGCAUAUCAACAAGUAUGGGAAAAUGA
Molecule: messenger RNA, 906 nt
Organism: Cannabis sativa
Lineage: Eukaryota; Viridiplantae; Streptophyta; Magnoliopsida; Rosales; Cannabaceae
Exons: 1
Coding region: 1-906 (301 amino acids)
Molecular function (GO): catalytic activity
Source: RefSeq, a predicted model, not a curated record